This is a messenger RNA of Ananas comosus (pineapple), 942 nucleotides long. RefSeq names its product chlorophyll a-b binding protein 151, chloroplastic. The coding region runs from base 106 to 900 and encodes 264 amino acids. NCBI's taxonomy places the organism in Eukaryota, Viridiplantae, Streptophyta, Magnoliopsida, Poales, Bromeliaceae. The transcript is spliced from 2 exons. Gene Ontology annotation, cellular component: chloroplast envelope; plastoglobule; chloroplast thylakoid membrane. The record is from RefSeq and is a predicted model, not a curated record. Gene Ontology annotation, biological process: photosynthesis, light harvesting in photosystem I; response to light stimulus.
AAUCAAUCGCCUCCUCCUCCUCCUCCUCCUCCAGUCCUCCUCCGGGGGAAAAAAAGAAAAAAAGAAAAAAAAAAAAAGGAAAAGAAAGAAGGGAAACAAUCAGAGAUGGCGACGUCAGCAGUGCAGAGGUCCGCAUUCGCCGGGCAGAGAGCGCUGAAGCCGCGGGAUGAGCUCGUCCGCAAGGUCGGCGUCUCGGAGGGCCGCGUCUCCAUGCGCAGGACUGUCAAGAGCGCCCCCGGGAGCAUCUGGUACGGCCCCGACCGUCCCAAGUACCUGGGCCCCUUCUCGGAGCAGACGCCGUCGUACCUGACCGGGGAGUUCCCGGGCGACUACGGGUGGGACACGGCGGGGCUGUCGGCGGACCCGGAGACGUUCGCGAAGAACCGGGAGCUGGAGGUGAUCCACUGCCGGUGGGCGAUGCUGGGGGCGCUGGGGUGCGUGUUCCCGGAGAUCCUGGCGAGGAACGGGGUGAAGUUCGGGGAGGCGGUGUGGUUCAAGGCCGGGGAGCAGAUAUUCUCGGAGGGGGGCCUGGACUACCUGGGCAACCCCAACCUCAUCCACGCGCAGAGCAUCCUCGCCAUCUGGGCCUGCCAGGUCGUCCUCAUGGGCUUCGUCGAGGGCUACCGCGUCGGCGGCGGGCCCCUCGGCGAGGGCCUCGACCCCAUCUACCCGGGGGGCGCCUUCGACCCCCUCGGCCUCGCCGACGACCCCGACGCCUUCGCCGAGCUCAAGGUCAAGGAGAUCAAGGACGGCCGCCUCGCCAUGUUCUCCAUGUUCGGAUUCUUCGUCCAGGCCAUCGUCACCGGCAAGGGCCCCAUCGAGAACCUCUUCGACCACCUCGCCGACCCCACCGCCAACAACGCCUGGGCCUACGCCACCAACUUCGUCCCGGGCAAGUGAAACAACUCCACAAGUCUAUUUUGCAGCAGCUGCUGCUGCAAA